Molecule: messenger RNA, 966 nt
Organism: Botrytis sinoallii
Lineage: Eukaryota; Fungi; Ascomycota; Leotiomycetes; Helotiales; Sclerotiniaceae
Exons: 4
Coding region: 1-966 (321 amino acids)
Source: RefSeq, a predicted model, not a curated record
AUGGGCAAUAUUUUCAGCCAGUUCUAUUUCAUUCCAUCGGCGUCGCUCACGGAGAAGAAUACUCCCGAUCAAACAGGCCGGAUUUUUCUUGUAACAGGUGGUUAUGCAGGCGUCGGUUUUCAAUUAUGUAAAAUUCUUUAUGCCCACAACGCAACUGUUUGGAUUGCAGGCCGCUCGGAAUCCAAAGCCCAAAAUGCCAUAUCCAUAAUCAAAGAAGCAUCUCCUAAGAGUAGCGGUAGCAUUCAGUUUCUGCAAAUUGACCUGGCUGAUCUAUCCUCGAUUAAUCCUGCGGUCAAGCAUUUUACUUCCCAGCAACAACGUCUUGACGUCCUCGUCAACAAUGCCGGUGUCAUGUAUCCUCCUAAAGGGAGCACUAGUGCACAAGGACACGAGUUGCAGGUAGCGACCAACUGCCUAGGUCACUACCUACUUUACCAACUACUCCUUCCUCUCCUUACAGAUACCGUGGCCUCCUCUCCAACAGGUAGCGUGCGCGUCGCAUGGGCUGCGUCUAUUGCCAUCCAUGUCGACUCCCCACCAACAGGAAUACUUAUCAACGAUGAUGGCAGUCUUAAGGAUGUUGGCGUGUCAGCCAACUACAGCCAGACUAAAGUUGGUAACGUCUUCCUGGCUCGAGAGUGUGCCAAGACUACUCCGCAAACAGGCGUUGUACACACGGCUUUCAAUCCAGGUAAUCUGCGCACGGAACUACAACGUCAUUGGACUGGUCUCGCCAGCAAGAUAACUGAUAAAUUUAUAGUGUAUCCUCCAGUUUAUGGAGCGUACACAGAGCUCUGGGCAGCCAUUUCCCCUGAGAUAACACCUGCGAAGAGUGGUGCUUACAUAUAUCCUUGGGGAAGAUUUGGCAGUCUUCCCAGUGGUAUCGAGAGUUCGAUUACUGGAGAAUCGGGCAUAUCAGCCAAAUUUAUGGACUGGUGUGGUAAACAGACGGAGGCAUUCUUGUAG